AUGUUGCGUAACGGGCUACUAGGCUGUGUGCUAGCAUGCUUAGUCUUGCUAGCUCAGAUUGCUGACGUACAAGCCUUGUACGAGGGCAUGUAUUGCGGCAAGGAGAACUGCUAUGAUGUCCUAGGUGUCACGCGAGGAGAGAUUAUCAAGAAGGAUCUAAAUAAGGUCUGCAGAAAUAAACUCCGAGAGUUCCACCCCGAUAAGAAUCUGGCCGCACAACACGACAAAGAGUUGCGAGCGAAGCUGGAGAAGGAUUGGGAGAAGUACAGUAUUGCUUGUGAAACCAUCCGUGACGACGACAAACGAAAGGAAUACGACCAUCUACUAGAUAAUCCCGAUGAGUUCUUCUAUGCCUGGUGGUACUACCAUCGUCCACGUGUUUCUACGACGAUCGAUGUCGGAUUUGUUAUCAUCGUACUGCUGACAGUAAUUUCUCUGGGACAGUUUUACUUCAUCAAUCAGAGUUUCGAGAUCAGUGUUAACGAGAUUUUGUUCGACAAUGAUAAACUCCGACACAACCUGAGUGCAAGGGCCGAGCGAGAAGGACACGGAGCUUUGCUGAGGAACAAAAAGGGCAAACCCGUGUCCAAAGACGAACAGAAAAAAGUCCUCUAUGACUUAUACGCCGAUGACAUCGGAUUGGAGGCCAAUCUAGACAGAUACGAGUGGGACGAUGUGCUAUGGGUGCGUCUGUUUGUGUGGAUUGUAAAGCUGCCCCUGUUCGUGUACCACACCGUCAAGUACUUCAUCCGGCAUUGGGUUAUGGACUGCGAAUACAACGACGAUGAGCAGGAGUACAUGACGCGCAAGCGCAUGUUGAUCAGUCGAAAGAACUGGGAACGUCACACCCAGGAUUAUAAAGAUUCUCUUAUUGCCAAAGAGCUUUGGAACGAAGCGAAUUGGAAGGCCUAUAGGGAGGAACAAGAAGAGCAAGUGGCAGCCUACUUCCUGAGCAACUCCGAGAUGAAACAAUACAAAAAGCAGAAGAAAAGACAGUAG
Messenger RNA from Sphaeroforma arctica JP610, 999 nucleotides. RefSeq lists its product as hypothetical. Bases 1 to 999 code for a protein of 332 amino acids. NCBI's taxonomy places the organism in Eukaryota, Ichthyosporea, Ichthyophonida. Gene Ontology annotation, biological process: protein folding. Gene Ontology annotation, cellular component: endoplasmic reticulum membrane. The record is from RefSeq and is a predicted model, not a curated record. The transcript is spliced from 8 exons.